UGUCUGUCCUUUCUUCUCUGCUCAUUUCGCUCGUUUCAAUGAUCGUGCAAGAAGAGAUGCGGUUAGUCAGAUUUUUAGCUUCGUGAGGGCGCAGUGUGUCACCGGAGAGUCGCGCCGUAAAAUGACCGUCAGUAAAAGACGCAUCGACAUCUGAGUGCGUUUGAGGACAGACACGAUGAUGACGAUGAAGACGACGAGACGAGCGGACAGCCCGCGCGCUCAGCCUGCUUUACCGCAGUGGAUGCGCAUGUAUUUCUACGGGAUGCACGGAGUCACGCUUGACAUCCUGCUGUCGUCCGCGUGCAGGUUCCUGGAUCACAACGACUUCAAACUGCUGGGCUUCUCCUCUCCGUAUCUGUGCGUCGUGCAUGCUAUUACGCAUCUGGUUUUGGAGAAGAUCUACCUGCAAAAAAGAUGCUUUCAGGAGCGACCUGUCGUUUUCCACCUCGUCUUUUACCCGUCCUUGUACAUCUGCCUGCAGAUCCUAAUAGGGAAUGUGGUGACCUGCACGGAAAACAUCAGAGUGGUUUCCAUCACGCAGCUCGUUGUGCAUUACAUCCUGGCUUUGUACUUCACAAAUGUCUUUCAUAAGGGCUUCCUGAGUCUGCAGUAUCAGGAAAAGCGGGUGUUAUUGAGGUCAUCCCGCCCGAAUGGGUUACACGGCGUCCUGCGCUUCGUGUUCUUCGGGAUGCAUGGCUUUCUGGACGAGGUGCUCUUCACCUCUGUGUUCAACCUGUUUGAGAAAGCGGACCGGGACUUGAUGGGCCACACGUCCCUGUGGUCCUUCUUCAUGUAUGGAAGCUGCAGCUUCGUGGUGGAGAAGCUCUACCUCCAUCUGCACUUCAGGAGAGGAUGGGGAACCUUGCAGCGGCUUCCCAUCUACAUCUGCUUCAUCUACACCUGGGAGUUCAGCUGGGGCUUCGCUCUGAGACAGUAUGGGGCCUGCUCCUGGGACUAUUCCCACUAUCCUCUCAAUUUCAUGGGACUGGUGACAUUGCUGUAUCUUCCAGGAUGGGUCUGUCUGAGUCUGUAUCAAGACGUCUUGUCGAAUGUUCUGCUGAGGGUUGUGUGCAAAGAAAGGAAUGACGAGGAUAUGCCAAACGCUGGCGCCAAUGGACGCCUGCUGCCAAAAGGGAAGCUGGAGGAGGACAAACAGCAUGUGGGCUUUACCUAAUAUAUCCUCCUGGGACCAGCAGAAAGGCGUUUGAGCGUUUGAUGCUUGAGAAAGAAUUGAGAAGCUUUUUCAAAAGAGGAGGUUUGGGGCUAGUUGUCACUUCAGGUUUAUUUUUGAAAGUCAAUUUCUAUAGACUCGCUGUAGAUUUCAGAAAAAAUAUUAUAAUACUGGCCUUUAAACACUAUUAGUGGGGCAAGUUGUCACACUGUAUGGGGUAAGUUGAGAACCUGGCUUCUGUUAGGAUAACAGGCUGUUUAAUAGCUUUUUUGCUAUAUUUAAAUAAUAAAUUAAUUGUGAAGCGCGUAAAAAAAGCAUGAAACCAUAAAAAUGUUUACAUUGACAAAUAUUUUUGUUUUAGCCAAAAGUAGUGAUAAUAUAGAAUAUAUAAAUAAUAAUAAUUUAUAAUAAUUUAUAUGGAUUUUAUGUAUAUUCAUUUAAAAUUUGCAUUAUUAAUAAAACUAAUUAUGUAAAAUUACAACGUUUAAUACACGUCACAGCUUGCCCUGAUAAAACUGUGAAAACUUAUAUAUAUAUAUAUAUAUAUAUAUAUAUAUAUAUAUACAUAUAUUAUAAAAUAUAUAUUAACAUAUUUUUUCUUUAAGAACAUAAUUUUUAAAACAAUAAUAUUUUGUUAAAAACGAGUUUGGAAGUAAACGAAACAGCUGGAUUACAUUUCCCCCCAAAAUACAAUUUCAGUCUUUCAACUUAAAAAUGUAUUUUUUAAUUCACUGUCACUUGUUGUUUCUUUGCACUUGUUUGUGAAAUGUACUAUCAAUUUCUGAGUGAAAACAGUUUCAAAGACAAGACAGAUAAUAUGAUAAGACUGAAAUUGUAGUUAUUCAGAUGUGACUGUUGGACAAGUUUCAUGUGCGACGACUAGCACCGUUCUCUCCGACUUUAUUUGAAUCUGUUCAUUGUAUGAGGUCACAUGAUGUCAUUUUAAGUGGCUUAGUAAUAAUUCACCUUACUGGCCAAAUCCCCAAACAUUUGCUAUGACAGAAAAGCCCAGGAUGUGCACACAAGGACAGACGCACCUGCUCCCAGAGGUAUAAACAGAAAACCCAUAAAUUGCUGGUUCUCAGGGGGACUUUUGUACUAGCGAACAUUUCCUCGGAGAAACAAGGGUGGCUGCAUUAGCAGGCUUAAUGUGUUUUUAAACCUGAUGUGUUCAAGAUAAACCUUAUGAACUGCCAUUGCACACACACACAGCAGGAUUUCACAAAUUACUAACACAGAUGCCACUGCUGGGCUCAGAUGGUUAUUGAAUAUUGGGGGUGUGGAUGAUAGUUUAACUGCAUGAUGGGAUUUAUGAGGACGAUCUCUCCUCGUAACUGCAUGCGUCAGGAUUUUGCAUGUGGAGACAGGAGCAUUAGUCUGAAAAUGAGCUCUGCUUACACCAUAACACACUGAUUGUGAGAGAAACUGACUCUUUGCGGAGCGAUUCCUUUAAAGAGUGCCUUCUUUAACACUUCUAGGCAGCUGUAAUCACUUCUGUAAUCAAAACUCUUUCGAAGCAUUACAUCCAUACAGAAACAAGUAUAGGUGUAUCUCAGUUCAUCUGUAAAAACGAGGCCUCAGGGUGCAGAGUUUGAGGAAUAGAGAAAAACCAUUUGUAAUCGAGCAAAUUACGGCAGCUAAAGCUGAGCAUUUACGAACAAAGCUGUCUCAAAGUAUUGAGACUUUCACAACGGUCCGACUUCAUGAAACAUACGAGCACCGUGCACUGUGAAUAACUACUGCGGUCCCUUGUUUUUGAACAUAUGACUGAAUUGUUCUAUAGUCCUUGUCUUGGUGAAAAAUUAUUCAUUUUCCAAAAGAUUUCUUAGAGAGAAACUGCCAAAGCUUAGAAUAAUUAAUUUUUAAAGGACUAGUUCACCCAAAAAUGAAAAUCUGCUGAAAUGUACUCCCCCUCAGGACGACGAAGAGACAGAUGAAUUUGUUUCUUCAUCUGAUUUGGAGAAAUUUAGCUUUAUAUCACUUGCUUACUUGCUGUGCAGUGAAUGGGUGCCGUCAGAAUGAGAGGCCGCAAGUAAUCCACACCACUCCAAUUAUCCAUCAAUUAACAAGGAGAAAUCAAAAUUAUGGAUAGAGGAAUCAUAUUUCAGCCUGAAACAGGUAUCUUUUCAGAAGAUGUUAAUUGAUUGACUGGAGUGGUGUGGAUUACUAUGAUGUUUAUAUCAGCUGUUUGGACUCUCAUUAUGACGGCACCCAUUCACUGCAGAGGAUCCAUUGUUGAACAAGAAACAAACUCAUCAGUAUCUUGAACAGCCUGAUGGUGAGCACAUUUUAAGAAAAUUGUCAUUUCUGUGUGAACUAUUCUAUACAUCAGCUAAAAACUGUGAUUUUAGCAACUUUUUAGAAAAUAAAAAAUCCAGAUUUCGUCUCUUUUGAAGAACAGACAGCUUUGUACAAUCCGUAGACGUGACUGGAUUCGUUUUCCUUCACUUGUUGUAAAGACUCUUGGCGGCUGCUCAAAUGUUCUGUUUUGUCCCUCUAACUUUGAGGAAGAACAUUUAGUGUAAUUGGAGGAAUGGGUUGGUGAUGAUUUUUAUCAUUUUUCCUGUCUAUGUAAUUAGUCCUAGAGCUAGAUCAUUUUAUGGAUGUUAGUCUGAGGCUAGAAUAGCAUAAAUCAUUCGAUGCACUCCUUUAAUUUAUUGCAUUUUAAACUUGUAGCACAUCUUUGUCUCUGUUCGGACUAUGCACUAAUUACACUGAUCAAAUUAAAGAGAUCAAACGUGA
Molecule: messenger RNA, 3913 nt
Organism: Carassius gibelio (silver crucian carp)
Lineage: Eukaryota; Metazoa; Chordata; Actinopteri; Cypriniformes; Cyprinidae
Gene: tmem229a
Product: transmembrane protein 229A
Exons: 1
Coding region: 176-1174 (332 amino acids)
Source: RefSeq, a predicted model, not a curated record